AUGGCCGCCGAUUCUGACCUUUCGGCGGGCUUCGUUGCGUCGCGGUAUAAACCUCCAGCACUUCUGCCUAUUGCACGGCAUCGCAAAAGCUUGCUCUAUGUGGUGGAAAACUACCCUGUAACGAUAGUAGUGGGCCAAACCGGUAGCGGAAAGUCUACCCAAUUGCCCCAGUUUCUUGAUCAAGCAGGAUGGUGCGCAGAUGGGAAGCAGAUUGCGGUCACUCAGCCUCGCAGAGUGGCUGCAACGACGGUUGCAGCGCGAGUUGCGGAAGAAAUGAGGUGUAACGUGGGCCAGGAAGUUGGAUAUUCAAUUCGAUUCGAGGACGUAACGUCUGCCGCAACUCGGGUUAAAUUCUUGACGGAUGGCCUUCUGCUGCGGGAAGCUCUUGUGGACCCGUUGCUAUCUCGUUACUCUGUGAUCAUGGUUGACGAAGCCCAUGAGCGCUCCCUGAGCACUGACAUUCUUCUAGGAGUGCUCAAAAAAGUGAUGAAAAAAAGGCCGGAAUUACGGAUUAUUGUCAGCAGUGCGACUCUCCAGGCAAAGGAAUUCCUACAGUUCUUCGCAGGAGACCAGGUUGAUUCAGGGAAUAGCAGCGAUAUGGGUGGUAAGGUGGGAAGGAUAGUUAGUCUUGAAGGAAGAAUGUAUCCUGUUGAUAGCCUCUUUCUGGAAAACCCGACAGAAGACUAUGUUGAGAGGGCUGUCAAGACAGUGUUCGACAUUCACGCAGAGGAGACUUCCGGGGACAUUUUAUUAUUUCUGACUGGCAGAGAGGAAAUUGACCUUGCAAUCCAGAAGAUCUCGGAGUAUGCGGCUACUUUGCCUCCUCACUCCCAGGGAUUACAGCCGCUACCAUUAUAUGCUGGGCUGACUACAGAACAACAGCUUUAUGUUUUUGAGCCUGCUCCUGAGAACACCCGCAAAGUUAUCGUUUCCACCAAUAUUGCUGAAGCAUCCGUGACCAUUGAAGGGAUUGUUUACGUUAUUGAUUGUGGGUAUGCGAAGCUUCGCGCCUACGACCCGAAUACUGGAAUCGACACUCUCACGGCAGUGCCCAUUUCAAAAGCAUCUGCAACUCAGCGGGCCGGCCGUGCGGGUAGAACAAAACCAGGAAAGUGCUUUCGUCUGUAUACCGAGCAAUCAUACGAAUCUCUGCCAGAAACAUCUGUUCCCGAAAUCCAGAGGUCGAAUCUUGCCCCUGUUAUUCUUCAGUUGAAAGCUUUGGGAAUCGAUAACAUUGUUCGAUUCGACUUCUUUAGCGCACCCCCAGCGGAGCUAGUUAUUCGAGCACUUGAGCUACUUUACUCGUUGGGAGCUCUGGACGACUAUGCAAAAUUAACAAAGCCACUGGGAAUGCGCAUGGCGGAACUCUCAGUAGAGCCUAUGAUGUCGAAGGUUCUAUUGAACGCCUCGUCAUUUGGAUGCCUCAGUGAGAUGCUAUCUAUUGCGGCUAUGACAAGCCUUCAAGGCUCCGUGUGGUAUCAACAAGAUGAUGAAAAGAAGGCGUUGGAGUCUGCCCGGAGGAAAUUUGCUGCCGAAGAAGGGGAUCACUUAACAUAUCUGAACGUGUAUCAAGCGUUCGUUACGAAAGGCAAAAAAGAUUCGAGGUGGUGCAGGGAGAAUUCAUUGAACUAUAAGUCAAUGCUCAAAGCUGUCAGUAAUCGUGCGCAACUAAAGAGAUAUUUGGAACGGUUCGGCAUCGAAGUCAACGAAACGCUCUCGUCGCAUCGGUCUCAGGCAUCUACCACUGCCGAACAGAUUCAACGAUGUUUGACCACCGGGUACUUUGCCCAUGCCGCGAGAAUGCAACCCGAUGGCACUUUCAGAACCAUAAGUGGAGGAAUCACACUUCAUGCGCAUCCAAGUUCACUGAUGUUUAAUCGAAAAGCGGACUGGGUGAUUUUCCAUGAGAUCUUGCAGACAGCCAGCAAGACGUUUAUUCGGGAUGUUACAAAAGUCGAGAAGUCAUGGCUUCUGGAAUAUGCCUCAGACUAUUAUCGAGUGAAAGAAUAA
Messenger RNA from Uncinocarpus reesii 1704, 2010 nucleotides. RefSeq lists its product as uncharacterized. The record is from RefSeq and is a predicted model, not a curated record. The transcript is spliced from 3 exons. Gene Ontology annotation, cellular component: intracellular anatomical structure; catalytic step 2 spliceosome. NCBI's taxonomy places the organism in Eukaryota, Fungi, Ascomycota, Eurotiomycetes, Onygenales, Onygenaceae. The coding region runs from base 1 to 2010 and encodes 669 amino acids. Gene Ontology annotation, molecular function: ATP binding; RNA binding.